AUGGUGGCCCGCGAGUACGCCAAGUUGCUGCGCAACGUGAAGGCUGACCGCAUCGUCGGCCUGCCGUACGCGGCGCUGCCCAUCGCAACGGCGAUCUCGCUCGAGAUGAACAUCCCGCUUAUUUACCCGCGCCGUGAGGCGAAAGCGUACGGCACGAUGGCCGCGAUUGAGGGCGACUACAAAAAGGGCGACCGCGUCGUCAUCAUCGACGAUCUCGUCACAACAGGCGAGACAAAGGUGGAGGCGAUUGAGAAGCUCAAAGCGGCGGGGCUGGAGAUUGUCUCGAUCGUCGUGCUCAUUGACCGCGAGAUGGGCGCGAAGAAGUUCCUCGGCAAGCUUGGCUACGAGUUUGAGGCAGUCGUCACGCUGUCGCAACUUCUGCCGCUGUGGCGCCAGUCGGGCUCCAUCACGCACCAGCAGAUGAUCGACGUGCAGACGUUCAUGGAGGAAACGAGCAGCAAGCUUUGA
Molecule: messenger RNA, 468 nt
Organism: Trypanosoma grayi
Lineage: Eukaryota; Euglenozoa; Kinetoplastea; Trypanosomatida; Trypanosomatidae
Product: orotidine-5-phosphate decarboxylase/orotate phosphoribosyltransferase
Exons: 1
Coding region: 1-468 (155 amino acids)
Biological process (GO): pyrimidine nucleobase biosynthetic process; UMP biosynthetic process
Molecular function (GO): orotidine-5'-phosphate decarboxylase activity; orotate phosphoribosyltransferase activity
Source: RefSeq, a predicted model, not a curated record